UGGCAACUCCAUGCGACGCCAUUUCAAAACAAAUGCGCGGCAACGAGCAUUUUUCACCCCAAAUUAGUCUGUGAAAAGUCGCUGGAUAACGCAGAAAAGAAUUUAAAAUGGGAGCCAAAGCAACGAAAAUGGAGGGCGAGUACCUGCCAGACACACCGACACUAAGAAAACUGCGCCUGGCCAGCCAGAGACCCGAAAAUAUGGAAAUGACCACACCGACCCGCGAGCAGAACAACGCUCUGCUCGAUCCCCGCUCCCCGAACGGAUGUCGCACGCCUCUGAACUUUUUGCAGCCCGAGCCGCAGAUGCCGUUUGAGUCUGACAUGGCGCAGCAGGCCACCAGCGAAAAUGCCUUCUCUCAGCUGCGCAAGCGCCUGAUGAAGGGAUUCUCCCUCAGCGAUCCCCGCUCGCCGCAGUUGAAUCGCACGCCGCUAGUGUUGGACGAGGUGCGUUCACUAAACUUGGACGACACCUUUGCCGAUCUCUUUGUGGACACCAGAGCACCGACAACCCGGGCGACAGUCCCUACGCCUCCACAAAUAGCUGCGCCACCUCAAGCGGAUGAGAGCUGUGAUAGCUUUGGUACGCCACCGAGCACCCACAAUAACAGCUCUUUGGAGAUUGUCUCGCUGACGUACGACGAAGAGGAAACCAUGCCUUGCGAGGCUCAGCUGCAGCAGACACCGCCUCCGCCGCCGCCGUCAUCGCAGGUACACUAUGAUCCACGUUCCCCCAGCGUGGGCGUCGACCGUACGCCUAUAAUGUUCUGCGACGACGAGGAUGAAGAAGCACGUGAGGCGCAGAUGCUGGAGCAAAUCCUGGAGACACUGACACUCAAUCUGAGUGCUGGCGGCAGCAGCAUGGCCUCGUUUGCUGACACUGCCGCAGAGCCAAAUGCAGAUCCCUCGACAGCGAUGCCGGCCAACAAGCAUUUAGAGCGCGUCCGUUUGGGUCAUAAGCGCAGGGUGCCGCCACGCAAACCGGCAAGGGCCAGCAAGCCAAAGAUCUACGUCGACCAGGAGGAGGAGUCACCGUCCAGGGGCGGCAUUCGCACACCGACUUCAAACACUACGCCACUAAACGCCCAGAAGCGAACGCCACUCAGUUGUGUCAAGAAUCGUGCCCAUCUCCGUUCUCGUUCGACGGAAAAGGAGCUGCAGAAGACGCCGUUGCCGCUGCAUAGCUUCGACGAUCAGCUGAAUCUGGCGGAAUGCUGCAACUAUUAGCGGUCGUCCGGCGACAACGGCCAUUUACUAACCUAGUUUAGUAGCUACAACUGCCUUUCUAGCCCACCUAUAUAGCACACCAAAUCGUUCAUAUAUUCAUUUUAACAUUAUUCAUGCCUUCAUUUUAAAUUUUAAAUAAAAGAUUUUAUUCGUUUGCAUUUAA
This is a messenger RNA of Drosophila kikkawai, 1389 nucleotides long. It is a transcript of the gene msb1l, whose product is annotated as msb1l. The record is from RefSeq and is a predicted model, not a curated record. NCBI's taxonomy places the organism in Eukaryota, Metazoa, Arthropoda, Insecta, Diptera, Drosophilidae.